AGCAGAAUAUGGGGUAAAUAGUAGAGAGAAAACAAGGCCGUGUCAGGAAAAGGAAAGAGAGAUCUGCGGGCCAGACUGGAGCACAGUCUCAGUGCUGCCCUGACCUGCUCUCCCCAUUUUCACCACCAUGGCCCAUUUUCACCAGCAUGACCCUCAACCAAAUCCUGAGCCAAAUCCCAGCAUCACUCAAACUGCGACCGGGACUCGUCUUUUGGUGCCUCCACCUGCCAAUCCAAAGCUUCCUGAUACUGUUAGGAAAUGUAAAUGAAACAAUGAGUAUGAAAAUUCCUUGCACACCCUUGGCACAGACACUCAGUGAAUUACAUAUCCUAAAACAUCUUUAAACAGGCAGAUCACAAUGCAGGAACUCAACCAGUCCACCGUGACAGAGUUCAUCCUGCUGGGCUUCACCCCCAGCCCCAGGACCAAUCCUCUGCUCUUCACCUUCUUUCUGCUCUUUUACCUGCUGAUCCUCGUGAGCAACAGCCUCCUGAUCACCCUCAUCCUCCAGGACUCGCAUCUGCACACGCCCAUGUACUUCUUCAUCAGCGUCCUCUCCAUGCUGGACAUAUGCUUCACCACCACCACCGUGCCCCAGAUGCUCGCGCAUAUUCUCCGCAAGAAGAGGGCCAUCUCUUUUGCUAGAUGUGUGGCCCAGAUGUACAUCUACCUUCUCUUUGGGAUCACCGAGUCCUGGCUUUUCUCCAUCAUGUCCGUGGACAGGUACGUGGCCAUCUGCCACCCUCUCAGGUACAAGGUCAUCAUGAGCCGCUGGGUGUGUCUCCUCAUGGUGGGCAUCUGUGCAGCCUAUGGUAUGCUGGGAAGCCUGUGUGAUACUUUCUUUGCCAUGCGCCUGCCCUAUUGUGGUCCCAGUGAAAUUGACCACUACUUCUGCGAGGUCCCUGCAGUUCUGAAGCUGGCCUGUGCAGACACUUCCCUCAAUGACUUAGUGGACUUCAUCAUAGGCUUCAAUGUCAUCGUGGUCCCACUCUCCCUGGUUGUCCUUGUCUAUGCCAACAUCUUUGCCACCAUCAUGAAGAUCCGCUCAGUCCAGGGGCGGAUCAAGGCCUUUUCCACCUGUGCCUCCCACAUCACGGUGGUCACCAUGUUUGCCAUUCCAUGCAUCAUCAUGUACAUGAGCCCUGGCUCUGGCUCUUUGUCAAACAGCGGCAAGAGAAUUUCCCUUUUCUAUAAUGUUGCCACAGCCUUCCUCAACCCCGUCAUCUACAGUCUGAGGAACAAGGAUGUAAAAAAGGCCUUUUACAAAUUGAUGGGAUGGAGCAAGGCCCCAGAGUAAGAUUUUAAAGCUAAAGACCUGGGGAGCUGAACAGGGCAACACUUGCAAUCAACAAAUCUCUGAGGACU
This is a messenger RNA of Microcebus murinus (gray mouse lemur), 1365 nucleotides long. RefSeq names its product olfactory receptor 2G3-like. NCBI's taxonomy places the organism in Eukaryota, Metazoa, Chordata, Mammalia, Primates, Cheirogaleidae. Gene Ontology annotation, molecular function: olfactory receptor activity; G protein-coupled receptor activity. Gene Ontology annotation, biological process: G protein-coupled receptor signaling pathway. The record is from RefSeq and is a predicted model, not a curated record. Gene Ontology annotation, cellular component: membrane.